CCAAGGUCCGUCUGGCCAUCCUUGCAAGCUUUACGUCGUAAUGACAGACCAAUGAGAUUGACAUUCUCCCUGUGUUCCCAGGUCCAAGUCAUAUCCGAAUCAGCUUGGCUAUGUUCCAACAACAUCCGCUCGACGUGAACGGGAAACUUCUCCGUCGCUUCUACGAACCAUUGACUCUCCUUAGGGUGAUAGAUCCGACUCGUGGAGCACAGCGUCCUGAUUUGACAUUGGACCGUGGCUUGGACGAGCAGUCAAAGCUUUGGCGCAACUUCCUCGAUCAGCUUGCAUUCCUAUGUGAUUUCGAGAAGGGUGGGGAUACGGUGACUGCCGUUGCCGUACAACGGACUGUUGAAUAUCCAAUCUUUUCGCUCGCAUCCAACUCAAAAUCGAGAAACAAGGCAGCAGCCCAUCUCCGCUGGAUUCUCACCUCUCUCGGACAGAUACAUACGACCGAAAAGACAGCCCCUCAGGUGGAAGACGAGAUAACCAAUCGAUGCAUCGAAUUCAGCCAUCGAAGGAUCAAAGUAUAUUCUGCAUGGCUCGUUCGCGCCAUCCGAAAUGCUACGCGGACCACAGGUGAAGUCGUGAAUGCUGAAGAUGCAUUUAUUUUGAAGGAAUUCCAGCAAGUGACGGAUCUCGAAUCCACUCCUCAUCAACUAUGUUCACAUGCUCACACCCUCCGGAGAGGUAGACUUAUGGAAAUCCUUACCAUCCGGCACGUUGCGCACUCACAUCGUGGAGUCUGGUCUGACAUUCGUCAUUAUCUCGGGCGAUUGGGGUCGUGGUCGAAGGCCGUGCGCAUUUUAAUCCUUGGUGCCGCGACGUUUCCCCAGCGGAUUGAAAAUGCCCGAGUCGAAAUCAUUGGGACAAACGGGCCAGCAGAUUUGCCGAACAAGCAUCACUUGACUGAUCUCAACGGUGUCGUAAAACGCAUGGUUCCUGCCGACCAAACUGCUAUGGUCAAACAGUUCAAUCAAGCGCUCUUGGAAGCUAAUUCGGUUGCUCAAGUUGAGGACAGAUUUCGGGAGGAGUAUGCGCAUAUCAAGCCCCGUCCACACGCUGAAUUACUUCUUCUCGAAUACUUCCAUCGUAAUGGACUUGACUUCGCCACAGAUGAUAGGUACAUCGGCUGCAGCAAGCCUUCAUGCUACUGCUGCCACAUCUACAUGCAUUGCCACCCCGGCCGAUUUGCGCCCCGGCCCUGUCAUGGGAAUCUGUGGAUCCACUGGGCUCCUCCAUACCCGCUUCCACUUGCUGACCGUGGUGCGCCGAAGAACGUAGGCCGGCCACAGGAACACCAUACCUUCAAAAUGCUACAGGAAAUGCUUGUUUCCAUCCGCCGAGACUUACAGGAACAAAUAUUGUCUAGGAGACCCAAGAGAGCAAGGCUACCAGAUUCCACAACAGGAAUGUCCAGUGUCAUGCUUGAUGUAGAUGCGCUUCUAACUGCCGCUCAAAACAUUGGUCAGUCCCAAGAUGGCCACGAUCACGAUGAUAUGAACGACCUCAACGAGCCUGCGUCGGCACCGAACGAUUUCGAGAGCGAAGCUACGGGAGAUGGCGCCCGACAAGAAGUUAUAUCUAAAACCGAACAUGACCUCAAUGACAAACAGGAAAGAACUCAUGAUAUGCAACGUAACGACCCAGAAGCCAUUUCAGAAGGCGAUGACGCAGGAAUAUUACUGUUCCGGGGAAGAAAGACUCUGAUUCAGAGACAGGUUCAGAUGUAGAACGCAUAUAGCUCUUGGCCAGCAGCGCGUUAAGGUCAUCUCUAGACUCGUAUGAGCAUUGCCGAGGGGCCGACGUCAGCAGGAUGAGCGACGAAUGAUCUAGCAGGGAAAAACAAGCCGUCUGGUCCUCCGGAAUUCCGUCCCAGAGUAUCGGUACUGUAUCAGUCAGAGAGUUUCCCUGCAGCUUCAUUCGUCCAUCAGAGCAGCCCGUAGAGUGAAAGUGAAGGAGGAAUUGCUAAGGACUUUAACACGUGACAUCACGUGGCAUCGCGUGACCACUGCUGACCCUUGGACCUACGUCAAUGCUUACCAGGUCUUGGCUGCAGCAAUGUGUCAGAAGAGUUACUGUAGCACGUCAGUCGAG
Molecule: messenger RNA, 2094 nt
Organism: Exophiala oligosperma
Lineage: Eukaryota; Fungi; Ascomycota; Eurotiomycetes; Chaetothyriales; Herpotrichiellaceae
Exons: 2
Coding region: 111-1730 (539 amino acids)
Source: RefSeq, a predicted model, not a curated record